This is a messenger RNA of Notothenia coriiceps (black rockcod), 2422 nucleotides long. RefSeq names its product RNA binding motif protein 25b (gene rbm25b). The record is from RefSeq and is a predicted model, not a curated record. Lineage: Eukaryota; Metazoa; Chordata; Actinopteri; Perciformes; Nototheniidae. The transcript has 11 exons. The coding region runs from base 1 to 1665 and encodes 554 amino acids. Gene Ontology annotation, molecular function: mRNA binding. Gene Ontology annotation, biological process: regulation of alternative mRNA splicing, via spliceosome. Gene Ontology annotation, cellular component: spliceosomal complex.
AUGAGCACGGGACCAGCUCCAGCUGCUGGUACCAGGGACGACCUUAACACUAUUGAUAUGGAGGACGACAAGAGGGACCUCAUUUCCAGAGAAAUUAGUAAAUUUCGAGACACCCACAAGAAACUAGAAGAAGAGAAGGACAAGAGGGAGAAGGAGCGGCUGGAGUUUGAGCGGGAACGCAGGGAUCGGGAAAAAGAGCGGGAGCGGGAAAGAGAGCGACGGGACCGCGAGAGGGAGAAGGAACGAGAGAGGGAACAGGAGAGGGAAAAACAGCGAGAGCGGGAGAGAGACAGAGAUAAAGACCGCGAGCGACGGCCCCGAGAGAGAGAGCGAGAAAGAGACUGGGAGAGGGACAGGACCCGGGACAUGACCCGAGACAUGACCCGGGACAUGACCCGGGACAUGACCCGGGACAUGACCCCCGAACGCAGCCGAUCCAGAGAGGUUAGUCGAGACAGAGACAAGAAACGAGACCAAGAAGAUGAAGAGGAGGCGUAUGACCGCAGGAAGCUGGAGAGGAAACUCAGAGACAAGGAAGCGGCCUAUCAGGAGCGACUAAAAAACUGGGAGCUCAGAGAGAGGAAGAAGGCUCGGGAUUACGCCAAGGAGGCCGAGAGGGACGAUGAGCGCAGACGAGAAAUGGUGAAGGAGGGCAAACGGUUGAAAGAGUUUCUUGAAGACUAUGAUGAUGACAGAGAUGACCCCAAGUACUACAGGAUGGAGGAGGAAGAGGAGGAGCGUCGGAGACAACCUCCCAUCAUACCCGAGCCGGAGCCCGAGGAGGAACGUAAACGCCACAAAGGUUCACGAGAACACCGGGACCGCCGACACGAGCAGCCCCGGCCAGAACCCGCCGCACGGCCCCCCGUCCAGUCAGACAAUGAGGUGGAGGAGGGGGAGGAGGAAGAGGAGUUUGAAAAUGACGAAGAAAACCCCGAUGUCAAACCGUGUUUGAAGCCUACGAUGCGGCCCAUCACAACAGCACCCUCGGUUUCUUCUGCCAGUGGCGGCGCGUCCCCAAACUCACCGGGGGACGAGUCUCCCUGCGGCAUCAUCAUCCCCCACGAGAACUCCCCCCCCGACGCCCUGCCGCAGGAGGAGAACCGGCCCAAGAUCGGCCUCAGCCUCAAAAUGGGUGCCUCAGGAAGCCCCAGUCAACCCAACGUCAUCAAGAGAAAGAAGCUGCCCGGGGACAGCGUCUUCGACAAGUUUGAUGAUGAAGAGACCAACGAGCAGCCUCGCAAGAGGAAGCUGGUUCCCCUGGACUACGACGACGAUAAGAGCCUGGGGGUGGACGGGGCAUCCAGCAUAAAGGGGGCCAACACCGAGGAGAAACGUAAAAACAUCAAGACCCUGAUAGAGAAGAUCCCCACAGCCAAGCCCGAGCUGUUCUCCUACCCUCUGGACUGGACUAUGGUCGACACGACGUUAAUGGACCGUCGUGUUCGGCCGUGGAUCAAUAAAAAGAUUAUUGAGUACAUUGGAGAGGAAGAAGCGACACUCGUGGACUUUGUCUGCACCAAGGUGAUGGCUCACAGUAUGCCACAGAGUAUCUUGGAUGAUGUUGCUAUGGUUCUUGACGAAGAAGCAGAGGUCUUUAUCGUGAAGAUGUGGAGGUUACUCAUUUACGAAACCGAAGCCAAGAAGAUUGGAUUGGUGAAAUGAGUGAAACCCCUGAAUGAAGAUCAACUGUUUGUUUUUUUCAUACAUUGUGUAUAAUAGUGUAGCAUAAUUAUGUCACCCCAGGACGAACGGUAAAAUGCAGAUUCUGCUGAUUCUCACACCAGAUGUUCAGCUCCACCCUCUCCCCUCUCCGUCUGCAGGUGCUGACUGUGUCGGUGUGCUUUUGUGUAAAUACAGUACGUCAUUAUUUCAUUAUGGUUCAAAUGUAAAAUGCUACCAGGUAGGAACAUUGUUUUGCGCUGACUUAUUGUGUUUGUAUACAUGCCAACACACUUUGUGGAAAUACUCGUGUGCAGAAUUAGUUCCCGUUACAUUUUUUCUGUUGUCUUUAGGGGGUUGGAAUCUGGCUUGCAGUUGAAUGUGGGUUGGUUAAUUGGAUUUUGAUUAUGAAUACGUUAAGAGCGAUCUUUUUUUACAGCGUUAUUUAUUCAGGGUUUUGGACACAACUUACAUUUAUUCCUUAAAAGUAAAUAGAUUUUUCCUCUUCAUUUUCACUUAUUACAUUCCUGAUAAUUGUGUUGGCAUGUUGUCAGACCACCUCAGAAACGUAGUCAUUUGAAGUGUCUGCUGAUAACCCACAUAUCUCAUGAUGACACCCUGCAGCUGUAGAAGCACACGUCAUAACCACUACAGGAAAAUGAGCUGAGAAUGGGGAAAUGAGUCGAAGUUGUGAAGAUGCUCUCCAUUUGUUUUUGUUUUGUAUUGGUGAACAUUUGAAUAAAAUUGAUUUUUUAUAAUA